UCGGCAUCUUAAACAAAAUUCUAAAUUCUUAGUCUAAAAGUUCAGCUUUUCAGAAUGGAUACGCUGCGCCAGAAGAUUUCAGAGCAGUUUAAUAAUUCCAUACCCACAAUUGACGAGGUUCUAGAGAGCCCUAAAUAUGUGGAGAAUCCAGAAGCACCAGAAACAUCAUCAAAUGAUAAAAAGGAAACAUCGAAUCAGGAAACUGGGAAGACAGACAAUACUUCAGCUAAUACUACAGAACCCAUAACAUCUGGGGAUAUUCCGGUCCCAGAUACUAAGUUGCAAAAUUUCAAAAGACAACCGCCUAUAAACUACGAAUUGGAGUUUGUUGACUUCAUGGAUCGCAAUGCUCCCAAGGGUUUAUCGAAAAAGUUAAUGGAUAUGUUACCCUACCUAAAGAUGAGCUUUUUGUCGUGGCCAGCUUUUUGGUUUUGGCGUGGCUACAAUUGGCAUAGUCAACGAAAAACGGAGAGGAUCGGUCUUUAUAUUCAAAGGACCUAUCAGCAGGCCAAACUCAUGCAGUUGGCUAUCUUAGCCACUGGCUUGUUAACAGUAUCAAUGGGACAUCCAGCAGGAUUGCCCAUCCAAUUGCAGAAAAUGCAGUACAACAAGUCUGAUGAAGAUGACAUUGACGACACUCCUUAAACCAGCAGCCUGAAGCAGAAAAUCCAGGGGCCUUUUAAGAAGGAGGACACAUCCGAAGAAAAGGUCAAUCCCCCUCAAAGAAAUAAUCUUGGCGAGCAGAUACGACUAAUGGUGCACUCAAA
Molecule: messenger RNA, 767 nt
Organism: Drosophila rhopaloa
Lineage: Eukaryota; Metazoa; Arthropoda; Insecta; Diptera; Drosophilidae
Exons: 3
Coding region: 55-645 (196 amino acids)
Source: RefSeq, a predicted model, not a curated record